AGUUUGUGUUUUGGAGCCUCUCACUUCUCCAGCGUCCCCGAUACGCCCGGGGAUUGCAGAGAACCCACACCUAUUCGUAGAUUAUGAGAGCACUCCCGGGGACCCAGCGCGGCGAAGCCCGCCAGGAUCGCGGGCGACCUGUGGCAGCUCUGGUUCCCCCGCCCGGGCCCGGCUCGGGUUACGCUCUGGGCGGGGACUCCGCAGCGGCUCCCUAGUUAGGGGGCGCCCCGGUGGGUUCCAGCUUUAGGGGUCGCAGGAGCGGCUCUGGCAUCACCUCGGAGCUGACGAAGCGGGAAGAGCCCCGCACCAGUGCUGCCCCUACAGAGCUCUCGGCGGGGGGUGGAGGUGAGGUUACACCUCGUCCCUACCCCCGCCUUCCCCUCCGCCGCAGGGAUCCGGGACCCGCCCCCGCGGAGAGGACGGGGGGCUGCGGGGAGGGGCUGUGCGGGGAGCGGGCGGGUUCCGCAGGCCCCUAGGUGGGGCGGGGCCCGAGCCAGAGUCGAGUCCCUGAGGCGGGUGGGGGAAGGAGAGACGGGUGGCGCGACCCUCUGUCCCCGCCUCGGGGCGGAGCCCAGGUCCCAGCCUGCGGAGCGCGAGACACGCCGAAAUCCGCCCGAGGCUACCUGUGCGACUCCAGCCGCCCUGCACCGGAAUCUGGGGAGACCCGCCCCCCGCCCCACCGGUCUGCGGCCCUCCGCCCCAGCGCAGGUGCAGGUGCGGCUUCUCUGCCCCUUUCACCCCAGGCGCAUCCGCCGCGGCGGCCAUGGCGCGAGGAGACGCCCCGCGGGACAGCUACCACCUGGUCGGGAUCAGCUUCUUCAUCCUGGGGCUGGGCACCCUCCUUCCCUGGAACUUCUUCAUCACCGCCAUCCCGUACUUCCAGGCGCGACUGGCCGGGGCCGGCAACAGCACAGCCAGGAUCCUGAGCACCAACCACACGGGUCCCGAGGAUGCCUUCAACUUCAACAAUUGGGUGACGCUGCUGUCCCAGCUGCCCCUGCUGCUCUUCACCCUCCUCAACUCCUUCCUGUACCAGUGCGUCCCGGAGACGGUGCGCAUUCUGGGCAGCCUGCUGGCCAUACUGCUGCUCUUUGCCCUGACAGCAGCGCUGGUCAAGGUGGACAUGAGCCCCGGACCCUUCUUCUCCAUCACCAUGGCCUCCGUCUGCUUCAUCAACUCCUUCAGUGCAGUCCUACAGGGCAGCCUCUUCGGGCAGCUGGGCACCAUGCCCUCCACCUACAGCACCCUCUUCCUCAGCGGCCAGGGCCUGGCUGGGAUCUUUGCUGCCCUUGCCAUGCUCCUGUCCAUGGCCAGUGGCGUGGACGCCGAGACCUCUGCCCUGGGGUACUUUAUCACGCCCUGUGUGGGCAUCCUCAUGUCCAUCGUGUGUUACCUGAGCCUGCCUCACCUGAAGUUUGCCCGCUACUACCUGGCCAAUAAAUCAUCCCAGGCCCAAGCUCAGGAGCUGGAGACCAAAGCUGAGCUCCUCCAGUCUGAUCUGGCUGACAGCGCUGUGCCUUGUGUUGGUCUUCACAGUCACCCUGUCCGUCUUCCCCGCCAUCACAGCCAUGGUGACCAGCUCCACCAGUCCUGGGAAGUGGAGUCAGUUCUUCAACCCCAUCUGCUGCUUCCUCCUCUUCAACAUCAUGGACUGGCUGGGACGGAGCCUGACCUCUUACUUCCUGUGGCCAGACGAGGACAGCCGGCUGCUGCCCCUGCUGGUCUGCCUGCGGUUCCUGUUCGUGCCCCUCUUCAUGCUGUGCCACGUGCCCCAGAGGUCCCGGCUGCCCAUCCUCUUCCCACAGGAUGCCUACUUCAUCACCUUCAUGCUGCUCUUUGCCGUUUCUAAUGGCUACCUGGUGUCCCUCACCAUGUGCCUGGCGCCCAGGUCCGGGGCAAUGGGGUGGGGUGGGGGGCUGGGAGUAGGGAGGUGGGUUCAGUCUUUGGGAAGGGACCGCCUGCAAUGGAGGGACGGCCCAUCCUGCUUCUGGCCAGCCCAACCCUAGCUGUCUGCAGGCCUUGCUGGCGCCCCCUACUGGGCCAAGCCUUAACUGCAGGGGAGAGAACUGGGCUAGGGAGGUACCCGCCCAACCAAGUAGCCCAGGCACUGGUUCUGGGGCCGCCUCAAUGUGCCUCAGUUUCCCCAUCUGUAAAAAAAAAUGGGUUGAACUGUCAUCCCUCAGGGCCCAUCUAACUGUAAAAUUCUCAGUUGAAGGAGAGCUAAGGUUUUGACCAAAAACAAGGUCAUGGGCUAUUUCCUCAAGGGGCAAUGGAGUGGAGAAUCCAGAGAGAAUGAAGCUGGCAGGGCAGACAGGCUGAGAGCACUGUGGAAAGGGCAGGCUGUGGAAUCUGGAAUCCCAUCAUGUUAGACUCAGAGGCCCUGAGAGACAUCCUUAUCCAGCAGCCUCAUUUACAGACCAGGAAACUGAGGCCCGGAAAGAAGGGGCCAGUUAUGGUGACAGAGGGGUUGGGUCAGAGCCCAGACUGGAUGGGCAGAGGGCAGUGGAGCUGGGUCCAGAUUUAGACCCAGCAUUUUCUAAGAGCUCCUGUUCCCGGGUGUUCUAGGCAGGUGCUGCCACACGAGAGGGAGGUGGCCGGCGCCCUCAUGACCUUCUUCCUGGCCCUGGGACUUUCCUGUGGAGCCUCCCUCUCCUUCCUCUUCAAGGCGCUGCUCUGAAGUGGCCCCUCCAGGCUCUUUGGCAGCCUCUUCUCGACGUCUCCUUCCGGAGCUGAGAUCCAGCCCAGGGCGAAUGGCGAGCUUGGCUCAGGCCUCUGCGGGGUGGAGGCCCCUGGGCCUGAGGCUGCCAGCAGCGGGCAGGAGCUGCUCUUCAUCCACUUGGAGUGCUGUGGGGAAGAAAUCACCACCGGUCAUUCUAACCCUCACCCAGGAAUGGGGGUGACUCGCACAAGACCUCAUGGAAAGGGUGAUGACUAGGGAAAAGAGGGUGCAGGGCACGGCUGCUCCCCACCACCAGGUCUGCAUUUGUUCAUCAUCAUCAGGAGCAGAGGUGACCAGAGGGUUCAGAGUGGGAGGCGGGGCCAGCCCAGGCCAGGAGCGCCUCAUCUUCCCAGGCCUCAGCCACCCAGGGUAAAAGGUGCCAGGGAAGUUGUGGGCACCUGAGAGGAGGAACAGAUGUGGAGGACCUGAGGGUGCUCAAAGGGCCAGGCUCAGCCUCAAGCAGUGUUUUCAUUGCCAACACUUACUGUACCCACUCCGCAGAGCCCAGCUGGGCCUGGGCCCCAGGGCCACAGCUAGCCUGCAUGUGUGUACUGCACUUUACAGUUUGCAAAGCUCUUCCAUACCCACUCUCUCACCGAAGCCUAAUUGAGGCUCUUGGAAGGAGUCAGGCAAGGAUUGUGCUUCCCCCAUUAUACAGGUGACAAAACUGAGUCCUGGGGAAAGUGACUGGUCCGUGGUAGAGCCGGGACCCAAUCCCCUCUCUCUCCUCCCUGUUGGUGCUGUUCUUCCUGCCCAACACCUGUUUCUCUUUUCCUCAAGGGGUUUGGGGCAGGAGCCUGGGCACUUACUCCCCGUUUUUGCUGUUUCUCCUUCUGACCCUGCUCUUGGGUCUAAUAACCCCAUUUAUUUGUA
Homo sapiens (human) is the source of this 3592-nucleotide messenger RNA. It is a transcript of the gene SLC29A2, whose product is annotated as solute carrier family 29 member 2. Gene Ontology annotation, cellular component: basolateral plasma membrane; membrane; apical plasma membrane. Gene Ontology annotation, molecular function: neurotransmitter transmembrane transporter activity; uridine transmembrane transporter activity; nucleoside transmembrane transporter activity. Gene Ontology annotation, biological process: adenosine transport; neurotransmitter uptake; uridine transmembrane transport. NCBI's taxonomy places the organism in Eukaryota, Metazoa, Chordata, Mammalia, Primates, Hominidae. The transcript is spliced from 11 exons. Bases 764 to 1849 code for a protein of 361 amino acids. The record is from RefSeq and is a predicted model, not a curated record.